AUGGUAAAACAAAUAUCGGUAAAAUACCGUCCUUUGGAUUAUGUCUGGCUGGGAAUUGAUCGAGCUUUCGUUCGAAUUGCUUCCUUUUGUGCGAAACUCGUCGGCAAAUCGACUUUUCAGUUCCUGGUUGAUGUUGGGUUGAUCAAUGCCGCUUCGCUCAAUCGUCUCCACCAUUGCAUCGAGGCCGCCAAAACCGAGUCGAUGAGUAAAGAGGAGUUGGAACAAGAAUUGGCAAUACAGGACGAAUCUUCGCGCUAUGUUCUUCAAUUUUUAACUACUUCUGAUGAAAAAUAUGGGGUUUUGAAUGAAGAGAUCAAAAGAAGAGCUGCGAUAAAAGUCGAGAAAUCGAUAGAAGAACACCGAGACGCGUUGGAUGAACUUUGGAAAUUGCACGCUGAGUACGAGUUUGAGCCGAAAGGAGACUGGACAUUGCUGGGAUUUCAGCGCACCACUGAUCCGACCACCGAUUUUCGUUCGACUGGCGCUUUUGGAUUGGAGCAAAUGGAGUUUUUCGUUAAAUACCAUAAAAUGGUGUUGGAGAAGGAAGUGGCCUGGCCACAACAAUUGCCAUUUGCGCUCACAUCAAUCCACAUCACCGCCUUUUUGAUGGCAUUGUUGCAGGAGAAUCAUUUGCUUGCUCACUUCUAUGCGGCGCAUGAACUCCCUUCACUAGACGGGAUCAACAAGAUUCAUUGUCGUCUCUUGUGGUUGAUGAUGUGCUAUUGGAUGCGGCAAUGCGCUGAUUCAAUUAUGUAUUUCGAAAAGCAUUUUACUACCUUCAAAGAAAGCAUCGUUCGACUUCUACACUUCCACCACAAAAAUCUCCACGAGAUUACGAUCGACGAUGUGUACAAAGCU
Mesorhabditis belari is the source of this 858-nucleotide messenger RNA. NCBI's taxonomy places the organism in Eukaryota, Metazoa, Nematoda, Chromadorea, Rhabditida, Rhabditidae. The record is from the annotation of a GenBank genome assembly.